GUCGGAGAAUUAAUACAAUGGCGGACGCAGCUCCAGCCGGUGGUCGUGGUGGAUUCCGUGGUGGUUUUGGAGGUGCUCGCGGUGGACGUGGAGGUCCCCGUGGUAGGGGUCGUGGUCGCGGCCGUGGACGUGGUCGUGGAAAGGAAGACCAGAAGGAAUGGGUACCAGUAACCAAGCUUGGUCGUUUGGUCCGCGAUGGCAAGAUCCAAAAGUUGGAGGACAUUUACCUGUUCUCUUUGCCCAUCAAAGAAUUUGAGAUCAUCGACUUCUUCCUUGGCUCCAACCUGAAGGACGAGGUCCUCAAGAUCAUGCCCGUCCAGAAGCAGACCCGUGCCGGUCAACGUACCCGCUUCAAGGCAUUCGUCGCCAUCGGUGACAGCAACGGACACAUCGGUCUCGGUGUCAAGUGCAGCAAGGAAGUCGCCACCGCCAUCCGUGGUGCCAUCAUCCUCGCUAAGCUUUCCGUUGUCCCAGUCCGCAGAGGAUACUGGGGUAACAAGAUUGGUAAACCCCAUACCGUCCCAUGCAAGGUUACUGGCAAGUGCGGUUCCGUUACCGUGCGUCUCAUCCCAGCUCCCCGUGGUACCGGUAUCGUGUCUGCUCCAGUCCCUAAGAAGCUCUUGCAUAUGGCCGGCAUUGAGGAUUGUUACACCUCCGCUCGUGGCUCCACCGGUACCCUUGGAAACUUCGCCAAGGCUACUUUUGCUGCCAUCGCCAAGACCUACGCAUACCUUACCCCAGACUUGUGGAAGGACAUGCCACUCACCAAGACUCCAUACCAAGAGUAUGCUGAACAUCUGAUCAGGAAUCACCGUCCUGUCACUGCUCCAGCCCGCCCAACUGAGGCCACCAACUAAACUGUGUUUAUUUUUCAACAGCAGACAAAAAAUAAAAGAACAUCAUUUUUAAA
Nicrophorus vespilloides is the source of this 910-nucleotide messenger RNA. It is a transcript of the gene RpS2, whose product is annotated as 40S ribosomal protein S2. The transcript has 3 exons. The record is from RefSeq and is a predicted model, not a curated record. NCBI's taxonomy places the organism in Eukaryota, Metazoa, Arthropoda, Insecta, Coleoptera, Silphidae. Gene Ontology annotation, molecular function: RNA binding; structural constituent of ribosome. Gene Ontology annotation, biological process: translation. Gene Ontology annotation, cellular component: ribosome; cytosolic small ribosomal subunit. Bases 18 to 857 code for a protein of 279 amino acids.